GCCCCCAUCAUAUAAGUGAAAUAUUCUUGAGUACGAUGUAAAACACCAAUCAAAUAAAUAAAUAAAUAUCAAGGUUGACCAUGUGGUCCCUGUAAUUAAUUAACCUAACCUGUUUUGAGACCCCUAAACCAAAAAGGCCCAUGACUAUCACAUCUGUUCAUGAAAAAUAAUCAUGUUAUCCUGGUGUAUACCAGCAGUUAGUGAGCCUGCCUCCAUCAUGCUGCUUUAACAAGACUAAUCUUGAGGUUAUGACCAGGCAGAUGUAUCGCCAAGUUCAGGAGUUUUCCCUCGAAUGAAAUUUCGAGUGAUCACAUUGAUCAUGUGAAUAAGACAAACACAUCAAGAUGGCGGCCACAGAAAGUUGGACCCUGGAAAUCAAAUGCUCUUUUUUGUCAUUUUGUGUUGUUGCCAUGGACUAUUUUUGGUAAUGCCACCCUAAGAACAGAUGUUUGGGGACAAGUCCUAUGGUAUGCAGAUCAGCUACACCUGAACCAGAGCCUGCCCCAGAAAGUGGAGGGUGGUUAAAAAAUUUACUCAAUGUCCGUACCCUUACGCCCAGCAAAGAGUCUCAUUCAAGCAAGCUGGCCAGCAAAGAAACAGUAUAUGAAUUACAGAUUCACUGUGUGAAACCUGAAUACAUGGAAGACUAUCUAAAAGACUUUGGAGUGUUUCAACAGUUGAUGCAUGACAAAAAGACGGGUUCCUGUUUGAUUGGCAGUUUUACUGUGGAGAUUGGGGACCAAGAUCAAGCUAUUCACAUCUGGUCAUAUAAGGGAGGCUACCCUGUCCUCAACAAUGCCAAUUUAAUCUACAGAACUGAUGAGGAUUUUAUUGAAUUUCGAAGACGGAGGAACAAGAUGUUACGUUCACGCAGUAAUCAGAUCAUGCUGGCUUUCAGCUUCUGGCCCGAGCCUGAACCAAGACCUCCCAAAAAUAUAUAUGAGCUUAGAAGUUAUGUUUUAAAGCCAGGAACCAUGAUAGAGUGGGGAAAUAAUUGGGCCAAAGGCAUUAAGUAUCGAGACAAUAAUUCCGAAACUGUUGCUGGCUAUUUUAGUCAGAUCGGUGAACUAAACACCGUGCAGCAUUUGUGGGGGUACAAAGACCUCCAAACAAGGAAGGAGACAAGAGAGGCAGCUUGGCAGAAACCGGGCUGGGAUGAGUGUGUGGCUUACACAGUGCCGCUGAUUCGUCACAUGCAGUCCAGGAUCUUGAUUCCCACCCCAUUCUCCCCUCUUCAGUGAAUGGGAUCUUCCAGUGAACUGUCUCUGCUGUUGUGGUUGUAUUGAUAAAAAGAGUUACUUGUUGGAGUGACAAUUGUUUAUCAGGGGUGUCAGGUCUUCAAUCAUAGACUUCACGAUAAUAGUCAGCAUAUAUGUAACCUGUGAUGGAAGGAGUUAAAUGCUUGCUCAGUUCUUGGGUUACAUGUACUUGUAUUUGUGGAAGAAAAUGAAUUUUAACAUUUUUUUCUCAGUUUUUGUGGUAAGAGUGUUGUUAGGUAGAUUUAUGAUUGCAUUUGUACAGUGUGAAAUUCUGUAUUCAGUUUAGAUACCUUUUCAUGAUACAAAUUAGUAUAUGCCAUGGUUGUGUGUUAAUCUUAUCAGAAAACUGACUCUACGCAAUUUUGGUUUAUGAGAGAAAUUAUUCCCAGAUGCGACUUCAUCUACAGGCAUUGUAAGGCAGGACCCAUUUUCACAUAGAUUUUUAAGCACUUCAGCUAUGGUUUUCUCUCAUCAUUGACAUCAAAUUAUGACAGAAACAGUGUCACUUAUGAAAGAAAUUACAAGAGUUUAUGAAUGGGCUGAAAAAAUGUCGGAAAAAUAGGUUACUAAUCAGUUAAGGCUUAGUGAGAUACUUGUAACAACCAUAGUAUAUUCGUUGUUAACCAUGUUUGUUCAUGUGUACUUUGCAAGGCCAAUCUUGAGGCUCUGCCAGGUUAGCCUAAAUUGUGAGAUGGCAGAAAAAUAAUUCUUAAAAUUGCAAAUUCAUGAUUCAGCAAUUCAUGCUACAGCCAAAUACAGGCAUGAGAACGGAUGGGGAACGGAUGGGGGACGGAUGGGGAACGGCUGAUCUGGUUCACCCAGGGGCUGUGCAAAAUUAGAUUUUAGAGAAAGUAACCUUCUAUGAAUUUGCGUAUGUAAUCUGAUUUAUCCAGAAAGAGACAAUUUACUCUGGUUUUCAUUGGACAACAAAGGUCACUUGAGGGGCAUGUAUAUUCCUGUAUCAUACAGCUUUGUGUGUUGACGAGGUUGCCUCCCUUUGUUGGGCUAUGAAAAAUAAUGAGUUUAAACUGAAACGAAGUUAUACUGAAGUGAUUUCCAAUACAUCCACGUUGCUAAAUUGUUGGUUUUUUUGCAGGAUGAAUUUGUAAUUCAGUGGCAGUAUGUGUAUGUAUGGUGUCAGUAUUUGCUACACAGUACUUCAGUGACAGGACAUGUAAAUAAAUAGUGUCAGUAACCUUUGUUUUUGUUUAGGCCUCUCCAAUAAGUGGAUUAAUGACGCCAUAUAUUUUUGUAUCUCGUCAUGGAGUAACUGAGUGAGUAAUAGUAUGCCUUUCUUUCUAGUGUAGCCCACUGUGGGUUACCAUACAGUGUGUAAAGUGUGAACAGACCUAGGGUAGCUUUCUGUGAAAAAAAUGUUUAUUCACACUGGUGUAAUACAGACACGCUCAAUGUUGGGUGAACUUCUGAAAACUCAAAUUCUUUCUGACAGAUCUUUCAAAGGCCAAUAUAUAUGAGUCUGUGUAAACAUGUAUAUGUUCUCCCGUAAAAUCCAAGACUUUCUUCUGUGAACAAAUCUUAUUUCGUAUUGAGAAGACAAGAUUAAUGCUUUAUUAUUAACACAGUCAAGAAGGCAAAUAUUUCUAUAUUUUUGAACUUUGACCCAGUUGGUAUAAGACAACCAUUUUUUUUUUACUUGAUGUAGAUUCCAGCAAGGUUGUCGUUGAAGUAAAUGAAUUUAAUUUAACAUGUAUCAAACAUUGGUUUCUGUGUGUGUAAGCAUGUGUAAGGUUACAGAACUGACAUGCAUGUGGUAGGCCUACAUGCUGAAAGCUGGCCCGUGUUGGUUCAGAGGCACGUGUUUGAGUCCUUGACCCAGUGGGGUAUUAACAUAAUGCAGCUAUUUGAAAAGUGGUUUCAUUAGGGGUCUUGUCUUGGAUUCCACGUUUUUGUAUAAAUAUAUGAAUUACUUCCCUUCUCAAGGAAUUACCUUGUAGUACGUGGAUGGUAAGAUUGGCCAUUUACUGUGUGGGUGAUUGCAGUAAUUCAAAAGUAGUUAACAUUACAAGAAAUUUCACAAGCAUAUUAAUCAAUGUGUUAAUCAAUGUGAGUACUUAAAUUCCAUCUAACUGGUACUCUCAGAUACUAACAGCAUUGGAUAAUUGAACCGAUAGCCUACCCGCCGUCAAGGUUGGUAUAAAUCAUUUAAAAUGGGAAGUAACCCAUGCAGUACGAAAACAAUGGAGUAUAAAUACAUGUACACCAACUGAUGUGAACAUCACAGCUUUUAUUGGUUGUUUGAUGUAUUAAUGACCAAUGAGAAUCCUGCAUCUCAUUAAAUAUGCAAAUCUUGAGCGUGGAUGGAGCUAGUUUUUGCACUUGACCUGAAGGCCCGCCUUCCCAAUGUAAUGUGUGGGUUUCAUGAUUCUCCUUCAGGUAGUUUCUAAGAUAAUGUACAUGUAGAUUAGAUCUAAUGUAUAAAUUGAGAUGUUUACAUUGUCCUGUUUCCAGGCUAUAAAAUUUGUUUUAUACAGACAUACAUGUAUAUAUUUGCCUUGAUCUUUGUAGUUUAUAGAACAUAGUGCUAAUUUCAAAAUCCAUAAAGGUGUAGUUUACGGAUGCAUAGUGUUAAUGAUUCAAACAGAUGUAAUACGAAUUAGAAAAAUAUACAUAUCAAAUGCAAAGAUUGACUGUGUGAUACUGCAGAAUACUUCAGCAGUUAGACAGCCAGUACAUAUAAAGAUGAAAGUCCCUCAGUUAACAGAAAAUAGUACAGAAACUGAACACAAAUUUGUACCAAUAGACUCAUGCCUGUGUUGACUGUAUACACGUGCAUGUAGCAGGUUACACUUCAAAUUUUGUUAUGAUUAGACGCACCAUACUUUAUAGCUGAUCUUCACUUUAUAAGGUAAAUGACUUCUGGUAGAACCACAUAGAAAUGGCCGUGUGCUCGGACUCAGGCAUUUCCUUAUGAAGAAGAAAAUCAGAAUUCUGCAUUGUUAUAAAUUGGUAAUGACAGUAUUAUUAGUUCUGUUGGAAGUUCUCCAGGUCUGAGCAGUAGGCCUGUAUAAGGGACUUGAUAUAGCCCUGUCUAUGCUGUUGAACAUUGAAGAUCAGAACUACAUGGAGUAAGAUAUUUACAGUUAAAGAAAAAGCGAAUAAAGAAAAAGAAGGGGUUGCAGGUGUUGGGGCAAGGUGAGGGAGUUGCGUAAUGUGUAGGGGUUAUGAAGAUCAGUAUUAACUGUUUAAUCUGGUUUUGGGUGUGUACAAUCUAAAUCUCUCUUUUUUUAUU
Liolophura sinensis is the source of this 4509-nucleotide messenger RNA. Its product is annotated as protein NipSnap homolog 1-like. The record is from RefSeq and is a predicted model, not a curated record. NCBI's taxonomy places the organism in Eukaryota, Metazoa, Mollusca, Polyplacophora, Chitonida, Chitonidae. Gene Ontology annotation, cellular component: mitochondrion. The coding region runs from base 465 to 1241 and encodes 258 amino acids. The transcript has 10 exons.